This is a messenger RNA of Cuscuta europaea, 2718 nucleotides long. The record is from the annotation of a GenBank genome assembly. NCBI's taxonomy places the organism in Eukaryota, Viridiplantae, Streptophyta, Magnoliopsida, Solanales, Convolvulaceae.
CACGGGACAAGAAGUGAAAAGAAGAGGAGAAGAGAAGAAGCGCGCCUGGAGCGCCUGAAAUCGUUUGAGAGAGUCUCUCUCCUGGGUCUCCGACCUAGCUCGAUUUCCGAUCAAUUCAUGGCAUGUGUCUCCCGCUUCGUGCGAUUUCCGGUUGGAAGCUGUGGUUAUUCUUGCUGAUUGGUAGUCGGAUUCACUGGAAUCUCAGAUUGGAAGGUGACUUUUAGCGAAACAACGAAGAAUGCAGACCUAUUGCGGCGAACUACGAACUUGGUUUGGUUCGCUCUGCUUUUUCGAUUCUGACUGAUAAUCUGUAUUUGUGCUACUGAUUUGAGGGUCAUACGUUAUUUUAGCUUGUUUGUUCGAUGACGGGCCCUGCGAUUUUGGCCUUUACUUUUGAGUAUGUUAGGUUCAAUGAUUGUUGGGUUUUGUCUGCUGCGAUUUUUGACUGCUGCGAUUUUUGGGUUUUGACUGCUGCGAUUUUUGGGUAAUUAAGGCUCUGCGUUUUCCGAUUGUUGGCUAUACUCGGUUUGGGUUUUGACUGCUGCGUUUUUUGGCUCUGCGUUUUUGGCAUCUGCGUUAUUGAUUACUGCUCUCUAUCUGAUUUUGGGGGGGACGAAACAGGCUAGGCAGUCUGUUAUGGGGAAAAAGAAAACAACAGACUGUGUUUCUUCCUCCAGACUUACCAGGUCUAAGGCUGGAAGUUUUGAAAUUCUGGCAGAUUGUGAUGAGGAUUUCCCUACUUUGGGACAAUCUUUAGCUUCAAGUUCUGAAAUGGCUGGUAGGCCUGCUUCAAAUCUGACUGCCACAGGGGGUUCUACUGCUGUAAGUUUGAUUACUGGGAAGCCUACUCAGUCAAGGGAACAGCCUCCUGCUGUGGAAAACACUGCUGCGGGAAAUGGGACUCCUGGAACUAAAAAGGGUGCUGCUGCACAAACUGAUUUGGAUGCUACUGCAGUUCAACUACCUGCGGUUAAGCAGCCUGAAUUAAAGGGUCAAACUACUACUCCCACUCCGUGGAAUGCCUUAUUUAAAGACAACCGUGACCCUAGGCAUGGAAUCAAAUUGAGAUAUGUACCCCCCAAAGGAGAUACAUUGGACUUUGGGGACCGUUUAUUGCCAUCCAUGGUUGAUAUGUGGGGUUAUUGCCUAGUUGGACACUUCACCGGGAAAUUCCCCGGACUCAAAGCGGUUCAUGACCUGAAAGCUAAAUGGAGUGUUCCAUGCCUUGUGAGAUCCCAUAAAAGAGGUUGGGUGAUCUUUAAAUUUCAUAAUGAGGAUGAUAGAUCUAAAGUACUACUUGGAGGACCAUACAUUGUGUUUGGAAAACUCCUUAUGCUCAAGGAACUCUCGGAGAAUUUUUCCUUUGAAGAAGAGGAAUUUCUAAAGGUUCCUAUUUGGGUCAAAUUCCAUGAUCUACCAUUACAAUUAUGGAAUGAUGAGGCCAUGAGUGAGGUGGCAUCCAUGGUGGGGGUUCCAUUAACUACUGAUAAGAUCACCCAAGAGAGGAUUAACAAUGAUUACGCUAGAGUCUUGAUAGAGGUUGACGUGUCUAAGCCACCACCACUUUCGUUUCCUAUACGACUACCCUCCCAUAAGGUAAUCAAACAAAGUGUGGUUUAUGAAACUUUUCCUAGUUAUUGUUUUCAUUGCAAAGAUUUUGGGCACAACCCAUUUAUUUGUAAGAAGUUUUCUAAAAGUGGGGCUGGGGUUGAAAAGGAAAAGGAAAAAAAUGUUGUUACACUUGAUGGAAUUGAAGGUCUUGGUGUUGCUUCAGGUCGGUCAGAUUCUGCCCAGGGGCUUAACCCGACCGGGUUGGCCCCAAACCCGACCGGGCCUCCACUUUCUGCCCAGGUUCCUACCAUGGACCCGACCGGGUCUGGCAGACAGAAUGCUAAACAGGGGCCUGCUUCCCCGGCUAUUGAUCAACGCCCAACCGUGCUCCCGACUGGUGACCAGAUUGAUGCUAUGGCGAGGAUAGUGAGUACAGAAGGUGAGUUGAAAAAAGAUGAUGUGGUCUUUAAGUGUGAUAUCAUAGAUGGUAAGACACUCAAUUUGUUUGUCAAACCAUUUAGACACGUCCGAGCUAGUGUCACUAGAGUGGAUAGAUUCCUUCAACUUACGGAUGAUUUGGAUAAGAGGGGCCUAACUUUCACCGAUCAGUGUAUGGAGAGUUUGCCGGGAUUUACUAUGAAGAAAGGGGAGGUUGCUUUUGGCGCAAAGUUUACUAAUCCUUUCCAUGUUUUCUUUGGAUGUUAAGCUUGAUACUCCUAAUUUUUGGUGAACUGUUUUUGCUGAUGUUUAAUUGUUCCUAUGAAUCUCUAGGUUCAAUUUGUUGAGUUUUUGUGAUUCCUGUCUUGACGUUGUGAUAUCCCUUUUUUUUUCGGGAUAUGCACUUUGCUUGUAACAUUGAAUUGUUAUUUCUUUGGGUGUUAAUAUAUACUUACAUUUCAUCCAAAAAAAAAGAGGAGAAGAGAAGAAAGAGUGGGAGAUAAAAAGAAAGGAAAUAGCUGCUGGCAAGAAGAAAGUUUUUGAGAAUAAACCUGGUCCCAGAUCCAGCUCCAUUUUGUACUCUAAAACUAAGUCUAAGUCUGUCCAUGUAAACUCAGCUUCUAGUAGUUCAGUCUUCAGUCCCAAGCUGAAAAACUCUGGGACAUCUUUUGAACAUGGCUCAAUGUAUAAUUCUACUAUUGCUUAUGGUUAUUCUAUUCCAGACCCCCA